UGCAAGGGCACUUGUGCAUAGUUUUGACGGCAGUACUUGUACCUCUAGCUCUACAGACCGGCUCAGUGCAUGUAUGCAGAGGACUCUGCGUAGGAUCCGCUGCCGCAUGCCGUGGAGUGUUUCGGUUUUUGAUUUACUCUGACUGUGCUGCUGCGUGAACGGUUAGAUUAGAAUACGUAGAGCAAUGACAACUAAUGGUGCGCCUUCCGGUCAAAUCUUUGCAGCAGAAUGCCUCAAGAAGCGGCGAGUACACGAGAGCGGUGAGGUACAGUACCUUGUAAAAUGGCGUGGAUACCAUGACAGAUUCAAUACUUGGGAACCAGAAGGCAAUAUUCUCGAUGAGAGGUUGUUUGCAGCAUUUCACAGAAGUCAGUCGAACAAAGAUGAUCCCACCGGUACUAGAACAGCUGCAGCGGUAGCAGCAGCAACUCCAGCAAUGGCAAGGAAGAAAACCAGCAAGGAAGAACGAAUGGACCCAGCAGCAUCACAUGCAUCAUCCCUGCAUAAACCAAGGAAAGGGAGAAAUCCAAAGAAGUUUCCACUCACAACAGCUUCAAAGACUGAUCGUCGGGUAACAACGGAAUCGGCUGAGCCUCAGAAAGAGAAGAAACCCACCAUUGCGCCGGUUUCAGCUAGUCCAACACAGCAAUCUCAGUCCACAUUGACAAAAGCAGGUAGGCAAGCAGAGAGGUCAACCAGUACACCAACAUCUCAAAACCCCAAACUGGCUAAGAAAUCAUCGGAAAUGGAUACAUGUACGUUGCUAUCAACAGAGGGCACAUCUCUGUGCACCACCCGAGCACUGGGACAGUCUUCAAACUCUCCACAUCAAACUGCUGCCAGUGCUAAAUCAGCUGUAAGCAACUCAACUCAGCCCAUGGACAUACAUGUAGGUAGCUCCCUUGGAGUAAGUUCCAAAUCUUCUCCUAAGCCAGUUCGCCAGCCGAAGCGAGAUACGUCACCACCAUCUCAAGCCGAUGAGCGGCCACGAAAACAACUGAAACCUGACCCAAAGGCUCCGACACCAUCGUUGAUGAAUUCAUCAAAUGUUGUCAGUGCUCCAGGUGCAAGGGCACAGCCAGUGUCAGCAAGCCCAGCGCAGCAAAGUGUUUGCAGUAAGAAAUCCAUACCACCAAGCACUGGCAUGGAUCUCUCUGAUGAGCCACCCAGUACGGAGUCACCACCAUCGUGUCCCCCCUUGGCCCACUGCAGUGGUAGGAGCUCUGCUACAUUGACUGGUGACACUGCCGUGACCGCUUCAACCCAGCCUGUCAGCGCCACCAGCACUACUACUUCCUCCAAUGGCAGUAUCAGCAGCAUCAGAGUUGAGGAGAGCAACAGCAGCAUUCGCUCUAGCAUUGCAGGCUAUAUCGACAGCCGCAGGAGCACUCAAAACAAACCUAGUCAUGGUAUUACUACUGCUAGCAGCAGCACCUCCACUAAUGGCUCCACUCCUGGCAGUAAGAAAGACAGUGGCAGCAGCUCCACUAAUGGUUCCACUCCUGGCAGUAAGAAAGACAGUGGCAGCACCUCCACUAAUGGCUCCACACCUGGCAGUAAGAAAGACAGUGGAAGUAGCUCCAAUGUCUCCACUCCCAGCAAUAAGAAAGACAGUGGCAGCAGCUCCAAUGGCUCCACUCCUGGAAGUAAGAAAGACAGUAGCUCCAGCAAAGGCAGCAGCAGCAAAGGCAGUAGCAGGGGCACCAGCCCCCUGUCACACAAGGAGACCAACCACGGCCAUACAGUGGCAUCACCUCUUUCAUCUUGUUCCGUCUCACACUCUCUGACCAUGACAGGUAUGAGUGACCACAGUGGUACUAGAACAGCUCCUGCAAAUACAAGGAACGCCGCUUCCUCACCUGCUGGAACAGGAGUAGCUAGAAAUACCAGUGGCACCGGCACCGUCACCACCUCACCUACUGACAACGCCAAGUAUGCAAUAACAAAGAACCCAUCCAGUAGGAACAAGAGAGGAGCAUCCAAACAAGACCUAACGGUUGUUGGUAGCCAUAGCAACGCUGUGGUUGCUGGUAGCCAUGGAAACUACAGUAGUCCUCCGAUUUCAGCCAGAAACACCAGCAGUCACGCUCCCAACAAACCCACCGCGACAACAUCGACAAGCAAUUGUCAGAGAAGCUUCAGUACGCUGUCUAGCAAGAGUUCUUCUCUGAGCACAUGCAGCAAUGCAAGUAAAGCUAAGGGACGUUCUGCACCACCAGCAGCAGCAGCAGCAGCAGCAGCAGCAACAUUGUCCAAGACGAAUGCUUUGCUCGUGACCACCACAUAUGUCACAUGCCCACGGACAGGGGUGUGCGUGAUAGUCCGGGAAAGUCCCGUUGCCGAGGGAUUCUUCAAAUCUCUAUGCAAAUGACGGACACAAUAUUACUAUGCCAACGCUCAGACAAUACCAUGAUGCGAUGUGGAGAUGUGACAAUACCAUGAUGCGAUGUGGAGAUGUGACAAUACCAUGAUGCAAUGUGGAGAUGUGACAAUACCAUGAUGCAAUGUGGAGAUAUGACAAUACCAUGAUGCGAUGUGGAGAUGUGACAAUGCCAUGAUGCAAUGUGGAGAUGUGACAAUACCAUGAUGCGAUGUGGAGAUAUGACAAUGCCAUGAUGCGAUGUGGAGAUGUAACAAUGCCAUGAUGCGAUGUGGAGAUGUGACAAUACCAUGAUGCGAUGUGGAAAUGUGACAAUGCCCUGAUGCAAUGUGGAGAUGUGACAAUACCAUGAUGCAAUGUGGAGAUGUGACAAUACCAUGAUGCAAUGUGGAGAUGUGACAAUACCAUGAUGCAAUGUGGAGAUGUGACAAUGCCAUGAUGCGAUGUGGAGAUGUGACAAUGCCCUGAUGCAAUGUGGAAAUGUGACAAUGCCCUGAUGCAAUGUGGAGAUGUGACAAUACCAUGAUGCAAUGUGGAGAUGUGACAAUACCAUGAUGCAAUGUGGAGAUGUGACAAUGCCAUGAUGCGAUGUGGAGAUGUGACAAUACCAUGAUGCGAUGUGGAAAUGUGACAAUGCCCUGAUGCAAUGUGGAGAUGUGACAAUACCAUGAUGCAAUGUGGAGAUGUGACAAUACCAUGAUGCGAUGUGGAGAUGUGACAAUACCAUGAUGCGAUGUGGAGAUGUGACAAUACCAUGAUGCGAUGUGGAGAUGUGACAAUACCAUGAUGCAAUGUGGAGAUGUGACAAUACCAUGAUGCGAUGUGGAUAUGUGACAAUACCAUGAUGCGAUGUGGAUAUGUGACAAUGCCAUCUAACCAGAAGAUUAUAGCAGCAUACCGGCUGCCCACUUUGACCAACGAAAGAGACUCCAAGCCUAUUUCCUGAGGUAUUUUGCUGCCGGAAAACUUCCAGCUUACAUGCAACGUAAGUUGCAACAGGUUCAAUUUCCCCCUCCUCACCCCCACCGCCCCGGAUGUGGGCAGCAGCAGCAAGUGCUUGUCAUACACACUCCACGGUCUUGGUUACUGCUAGUGACAACAUCCUGACUUUUACCUUCCCUAACUUUGGGACAGUUCAAGACGUAAGUCCCACCUCUCCUCUUCCUCCUCCUCCUCCUCCUCCUCCUCCUCCUCCUCCUCCCCCUCCUCCUCCCCAGUAUGCACAAUAACGUGUGUGUGUGCUUGUGUGUGUGUGUGUAUGUGUGUUUGUGUGUGUGUGCUUGUGUGUGUUUUGAAUGUUUGCUUGCAAGACUGGAUCCGUCCCACAUAGUCAGUCACAGCACUAGCAUUGCCAUGAUUUUAGUGCUACCUCCAAGGCUCCAUUCACUACUAUCCCUCUUAUCGAUUUCAUGGCACAGCUCCCAGCCCGGCAGAAGCAGUGAUCCUUUUACAAAGUGUUUUCCUGGCCUGUAGACCAGCUUAUUUGCAUAUUGGCGUGCAAUUUAUUGGCGUGCAAUUACAUGUUUAAACUUUAACCCCGUUUUAACUUUAACCUCCCCCCCCCUCCCCAUUCAUAGCCUCCAUGUACGAACAUUUCAUAUUUCAUGUAUCGUAGCCCAACUGAGCUCCUCCAUACCACCAACACUAAUCACUAUCAUGCUAUUUUUCAUGUGUGCUGUGUUGGCCCUACUCAUUGCACUGCACAACUGGUACCUCCUUCUUGCCUGUCCACAGUUUACUCUCAGUUUUAUUAGACUUUACCAGAUUGCCACAGUCAGACUAUUGGUGGUAGUGAGACAGUUUGUAUGUCACGGAAUGCCUGAGCAUGAUGUGUUCAG
Molecule: messenger RNA, 4218 nt
Organism: Sycon ciliatum
Lineage: Eukaryota; Metazoa; Porifera; Calcarea; Leucosolenida; Sycettidae
Product: serine-rich adhesin for platelets-like
Exons: 5
Coding region: 185-2371 (728 amino acids)
Biological process (GO): negative regulation of transcription by RNA polymerase II
Cellular component (GO): heterochromatin; PRC1 complex
Source: RefSeq, a predicted model, not a curated record